UGUGAAGAAAUUUGAGUAACUUCUCAGUUUCCAUCAUAGAGAAUUCUUAUAUUCAGGAUCAAAAUUCAAGACUUCUAAAUAUAAACCUUUGCUUUUGCCCCCAAAUAAUUUCCCAAAUGCGGGAAUUUAGCUUUGUCUGUAGUUGCCUUGUGUGCCUGGUAACUUUAAUUAAAAAACAUGUAAAGUAACAGUAUAAUACUAAUAUAUUCAAUAUCUUUACUACUUUCUAUAUUUAGAAUCACAAAACUCCAGUUAGAAUGCAUGCUUUAUUCCUUAAUAACGGGACAAGUCAUUUGACUGCUGUGAGCCUAUUUCCUCAUUUGAGGUUGUCAUGGCAUUGUGACUAGAUGAAUUCUGAUGUCUCCUGCCGCUUUUAAUCCUAUUUUCUGUCUUGGAGAACUUCAGAGCAUUCCACGAGUAACAUAAGAUACUUUCUACCUUCUAGAAUGAUGGUCAAAAUGAGAAAGGAAAGUGAUUACAUAAUUUAGCAAUUUAACCUUAGGCGUUUCCUUUAACAGAGAGAAUGUUAGCAUACAUUUAUGUUGGAUGUUGUACUGCAACUUUAUUAUUGAAGUUAAUUUCCUUUUUGUGUGUUUCAGUUUGUUGACUGAAGACUGAAAAGAGCAGAUGCUUAGUAUAGUAUUUGGCACAUAGUAGGCUCUUAAUUAUUGAAGAGUAGUGGGGAGGUGGCUUGGAGAAAUGCUCACCAGAUAGCUAAGUGUUUUUUGUGAAAGCAGCUUCUGGGUCACUGGUAGGUUUCAUUCUACUUGAGGCAGAACUUUUGUCUAAUAAACUGCUUACUCUAUCCCAUGGUAUGUAACUGUUUUUCACUCUUGUGGUCCAGGUAUAGUAUCAUCAACACUAAGCAACUCUUCCUGCUUGGUGAUUAAUUUCUUAGUGCUAUAAGGGUGGCCUGAAAAUUGUAUAAGGACAUCUGAUAAUGUUCACCAUGAACUUUUCUGUAUCUCUUGUGUAAUUAGUACAUGUUGUAGGGUCUGCUGUAAUUAUGUUGUGUGGUCGAAUCCAUUUUGCAUACUGUUGCUCAUUCGUUCUGGCUAGGAUCUUGCAAAGAGUGUCAAGAAAGCUGAAACAAUUAGGACAUUUUCUAUGUUUUAUUGUAAAACUGGAAGGUGGUAGUGUGUGCAGCAUAAAAAAGCUGUAACUACAGCUUCAGAGUUCCUAGGUUCAAGUACUGCCCCUUUUUGACAUAAAUAAACUUAGCUGAGUGACUAUGAGGAUAUCACUUAACAUUUUGCUCUCAGUCAGCUAACUCUUAAGGUAAAUUUCCAAACAAUUGCUGAUUUACAUUAGUGGAGAUAGUUUCCUUUCUUGGAAUUCUAGUUCCUUACAUGAUGAAUCAUGAGGUCCAGUCAAAAAAGACUUACAAAAUAACAUUUGCCAUCAUUAUGGUGUAGGAUGAUCAAUUCUAAAAUAAUUUAACUUAAUAUAGUGAAAAGGGAGAAUCCCCAAAACAAUUGACUUACAUAAUAAUUGUAAGGUCCCAUAUAUAUAAAUAUAUAGUAUUGUAUAUUAAGGAAAAUAAGUCACAAAGCUGCCUUUUAGAUUUCUAAGUUGGUAAACUGGAAAUUUAUUGUGCACAUUAAUUUAUCUGCAGAAUAUGCACAGUGUGUUCAUAAUCUCAUACCACACUUAAGGAGUCUUAGAAAGAUAAAUUACUUUGAAUUAACUGGAAAAUAACAGUAUUUCAAAUUAAACACGACUUUGAGUAAACAUCAGCUUUGAAAGGUUUUACUAAAGUUGGGAUCUUAAAAUCAUAAAAAUGUAUUAGGAUGAACAUCUAAUUAUAGGUAAAUGUGAGCUGAACAGUUCCAUAAAAGGUAGGUAACUAUAAAUGUAUUCUACGUGACAGAAAAAUAAAAAAAGGAAAGACUUCAGAGAUGAGCUAUCUUGAUAUUUUUAUCCAAUGUGUAGGGUGGUACACAUACAUCACAGCUAUAACAGAGCCAUCUCUUGGUUCAUUUUUUAAAAAUACAGAACUAGCAGCCUGUCUUAAGAGCUCCUCUGUACUUGGUUUUCAAUAAGGAAAUGGAAGAUAAAGUAACUAGUCCAGAGAAAGCAGAAGAAGCAAAAUUAAAAGCAAGGUAUCCUCAUCUGGGACAAAAGCCUGGAGGUUCAGAUUUCUUGAGGAAGCGACUACAGAAAGGACAAAAGUAUUUUGACUCUGGGGAUUACAACAUGGCUAAAGCAAAGAUGAAGAACAAGCAGCUUCCUACUGCAGCAGCUCCUGACAAAACAGAGGUCACUGGUGACCACAUUCCUACUCCGCAGGAUCUUCCACAGCGGAAACCAUCUCUUGUUGCUAGCAAGCUGGCUGGCUGAUUAAAAGAGCUGAACUGCAUGAAUCUCCUCAUUCCUGUUAUUUCUCUCAAACAUGUUACUUCUCAGCUUUUUUUUCCUUUCAUACACUAAGUCAUUGAGACUGACAGCUUUGCAGGUAGCGGUAGUGUGUGCUGCUAUUGUUAAGGAAGUAAACUUAUGAAUAAACUGUAGUACUUUGGACUAGUUGAACAAUGCACUGAUGAAAAGGACACGUUAGAGCAAUGUAAAGUAAUCUACUUGAAAAUAAAUGUAUAUAUUGCCUAUUCCUUAGUGUAGGACUGGUUCCAGCAAGUAAUGAGCAAGUUUUACAGUUUCACUGUUUUGGCUUUCCUUAUUCCUCUUAAUUACAGCUUUAUAUGUUUGUGUUAUUUAAUAUAAUCUAUUGUGUUGGGGUUUUUUCUGUAUUUUUCUGUUUGCUUUUGUAAAACAGAGGUUUAAGACCACAAGUUGUUAGAUCAUGUAUUUAAAAUAAACACACACAAACAUACACACACACAUACAAACACAAGAUGGGAUUCUGAAUGAUUUCUAUCUCUGCUCUUAAACUUGAAUGGCCUUAAACCUGUUUCAGCUUUAACAAUAGAAUUUUACUUGGGCAAUAUUUGCCCAUCCUAAUGUAACCUUUUGUGAAUUGUGUGCUUAUUAACAGAUGCCCGUUGAAGCUGGGGGUGUUUUUUGUUUGUUUGUUUUAUUUUGUUUUUCAGUUCAAUAGUGUUAGAACACCUUUUCUUUUGAAGAUGUGAAUGAAGUGUGCAUGUGCAUAGACUGUUGAAUUCACUUUUGUGCCAUUUUUGUAAAUAUAAUAGUUUUGCACAACCUCUCGCAAAUGUCUGUAUUAAUUUCACACUUUUGAACAACAGAUGAUGUGCCAACCAGAAGCACAAAGAGUUCCCACCCCAAACUCUCUACAGUAAGAAUUUUGUAUAAGUAAGAGUAGUUUACAAUCUUGUAUUUGGAGAAUGACAAACUGAAUACUCUACUUAUUUACAUACAGACUUGUGUUUUCAUCUGUUAACUAAUGCCCAUGACAUUCAGUGGCCUUUGUGCAUAUACGAUAUGUUACUUAGGCAUAUCUUUUGUCCUAUGCAGAACUUCAUUGUGACUUAAGAAAUUACAAGUCAUAUAAUUUGUAAGAUUUUUUUUUAAUGGAGAAUAUUUUUACUUUCACACUCAACUUGCUGAAAACUCUAGAAUAAAAAGCCUUCAGGGCUUUAACCCCAUUUCUUGAUAUUAAUUUGACAUAUUUAAGAGCAAGAGUCGCCAUUUUGUGCAUUUGAUAGUAGAAGCAUAUGCUUAAUUUAUAAUUGUUCUGCUGAAUUCUGUACUUAAGACACACUAGGAUGAUAUUUUCUUAUUGCUAAGUAGUUAUUAAAUCCUGAUCCUGUGUAACUAGUAUUUGACAACUAAAUGUACAAAUAAAAGGGAAUUUUGAAGAAGUAAAUACUUGAAGACUGACACCCCAAAGACAUAAGUCAAAAUGUAUGGAUCUGUAAUGUAUUAAUAAAUUUUUUUUUCAGUACUAAA
Messenger RNA from Sarcophilus harrisii (Tasmanian devil), 3864 nucleotides. It is a transcript of the gene ARPP19, whose product is annotated as cAMP regulated phosphoprotein 19. Gene Ontology annotation, molecular function: protein phosphatase inhibitor activity. The record is from RefSeq and is a predicted model, not a curated record. The coding region runs from base 2047 to 2340 and encodes 97 amino acids. Gene Ontology annotation, cellular component: cytoplasm. The transcript has 3 exons. NCBI's taxonomy places the organism in Eukaryota, Metazoa, Chordata, Mammalia, Dasyuromorphia, Dasyuridae.